This is a messenger RNA of Rhopalosiphum padi (bird cherry-oat aphid), 5040 nucleotides long. RefSeq names its product caspase-1-like. The coding region runs from base 1476 to 2849 and encodes 457 amino acids. Lineage: Eukaryota; Metazoa; Arthropoda; Insecta; Hemiptera; Aphididae. Gene Ontology annotation, molecular function: cysteine-type endopeptidase activity. Gene Ontology annotation, biological process: proteolysis. The transcript has 7 exons. The record is from RefSeq and is a predicted model, not a curated record.
UUGGUUUUUGUAUAUUUUUUGCAACUGCUAAGUCUACGAAUAUGAUUAAUCCUCGUGUAGUGGGUAUAUCCUCAACAAAGGAAAUUGAUUUCGUAAUAUUUUUAUGACGUGUAAUUCAACCGACGCAUUACUAACCGUUGCUAAUCGUUCUAGGUACACUAGUCAAUAAUAGUGGCAUAGUGCCUAGAUAAAUAAAUUUAACCGCUAUACAGAACAAAUUCGUCAAACUUAGAUGAUAUUAAUAACUACGAUGUUCGUCUUUAAUAAAUUAUAAAAUUGUGGUAAUAUUUUGCACACUGGUGACCGAUGAUGAAAACUUUCGAUGAGAACUAAAAAAUACUUUAGUAGAAACCUUGCACAUCCGGUGGAAGUGCAGCCCUUUGUAAUCUUGACACGUGUUUCCAAGUUUUAAGCACGAGUUGUAAGGCCGGAGGGACAUUUGUAAAAAACGAUAGACGUGUGUGUGUAUGUCGUGUACGCGUCGUAUGCAGCGCGGGCUCUGCUGAAACUCCGCAGAGUCGCAGUAUUAAUCGUUAGCGAAUUCACACACUUACACAUAUGUUGUCACUUGUCUCGUCGCUGGGUUGGUGGUGGCGCGUACGAUUUAUAUUUUUAUUCGUCCACAUUGUCGUUCGCCAUCAGGUAGGCGCACACGAUUUGGAUGAAAGAAAUACAAUCGUACGCGCUUAAAAAAAACCUUAGUUCACGUUUUAGGUGACGGCGAGUGUGUAUUUGUGUGUAUGUUACUACGGCAUCGGUGGCGACAGUUACGCAUAGUAGCCCCACGUGUGUGACGCAGUGCACGAAACACAUUAUCGCGUUUGACGUUUUUUACGUUCAUUUUUUUUUUCAUCCAAUUGCCUUCCGCCGGAAUGGUUUCGCCCAGUGAUUAUUUCUUUAGUAAUCUGAGGUCGCGUGCGUUUAGUUGUGUUUGUUUAUCUGGAAAAACUUUUUUUUUCUUUUUAGAACAAUAAAAUAAAUUCAGAUUAUAGAUAAAUAAUAAUAAUAUACUACUAUUUUAUUUAAUACGUGCGUAAUGGUACAGCAGCAACUGCGGCAGCGGGGCAGAGCUCUGCUGCACCAUUGUGUUGUUUAUGUUAUUAUUACAUGUAUAUAGUGUGACCCGUGUGUUCGAUUUUUUUCUCCGUGUUUAAUAUAUUAUAUUAUGUGCGUUUUAAUUUAAUGGGUUUUUAUCUCCGACAACAGCCUCAGGGGUUCCCCGCUACACCCGCGCCAGCUACCGCUCGACGACGCCGUGCACCUGUGUCUAGCUGACUCGUUCACUUGCUUACGGGCAUACGCACGACGCACGAUAAUAUUAUUAUUAUUAUUAUAUAGUGUUUGUUGUUGUCGUCGAUUUAGAAGUAUAGUAACAGUUGCAUAAAGCGAAUACGAUAUUUCGUCAUCUCUUGGGGAUCACAUGUGGUCGUGUGCCGUCGACUUCAGUCUUUGCAGUUGUAGUAAACUAGAUCAUUAUGGAAUCUCCACAAGAAGAAAAUGUGUCAUUAGAUUUUGGCACAACAACCAAGGGAGAAGAGUAUCUUUUGUCGGUAUCCACUGGUUUUUACGAGGAAGAAUUUGACGACGACGAAGUAUUUUUGGACGAUUCACAAAGUAUUGAUAUGGAAUCAUUAUCGGAAAUUCCAACCCGUGUUCGUAGAACUUCAGAUGUUAUUGACUGUGUUGGCGGAACUAUGUCUCCAGCACAUAUUAAACGUCAUAGUUUUCCAUCAGCAUCUGGUGAGGUUACGUAUUCAGCUACAUCACAAGCUACAAACAUCACAGAUCUAAAUCGAUCUAGGCGUACUGAGCUGACAACAGAAUCAGUUGAUCUUGGCUAUAGUAGCCCUGGUGCACAGUCUUCUUCGGGCAGAUCUAUUAAAGGAACAUGGUUCAGGUUUAGUAACAGUAAUGAUCCUGAUUCUGUUGAUGCUCGACCAACUCACAUAUUAGAUGAAGAACAAACAUCAAAUUCAAACAGCAAACUAAGUCCUGGUUUCAAGAAAUCUGGCGAAGAGAUUAGAAUGCCUGUAACUAAAGAUGCUACAUGUUAUAAUAUGGAUCAUGAAUAUCGGGGUAUCGCUGUUAUCAUAAACAAUGAUGUUUUUGAAGGACCUGCACAGAGUUUACCUGAGCGGAAAGGUUCAUGGAAAGAUGUUGAAGAGUUGAAAACAAUGUUCUAUCGUUUAGAUUUUAGUGUUUUGGUUUGGAAUAACUUGUAUCACGAAGAAUUGACUCGUCGUUUGAAUGAAUUGGCUAAUGAUGAUCAUUCUCAAAGUGAUUGUCUUGCUAUUGUUGUGUUGACUCAUGGGAUCAGUUCAUCAUUUAUUUAUGCCAAAGACAAUCCAUACCCAGUUGAAUUUUUGUGGAAUUCAUUUACACCUGAUAAAUGCCGUACACUGGCUGGAAAACCUAAAAUGUUUUUUGUACAGGCAUGUCGCGGAGAAAGGCUUGAUCCUGGUAUUACAUUGCGUAGAGAAGUAGAAACUGAAGUAGAUUCUUCCAAUGCCUCAUACAAAAUUCCUAAACAUGCAGAUUUCUUGAUUACUUUCAGCACUUACGAUGGUUAUUAUUCGUUCAGGCAUCCUGAGAACGGCACAUGGUUUAUUCAAAGUCUUUGUAUUGAAAUGAACAAACAUGAUCUUAGCAACAAUGAUUUGUUAGGAAUUAUGACUCGUGUGUCUAGACGAGUUGCUUUGGAUCAUGAAUCUUACAAUCCAGAUCACCCAUGGCUACAUAAGCAAAAGCAGAUACCCACCAUUCACUCGAUGCUCAUUAGAGAUGUGUUUUUUAAGCCUAAAAAUAAACCUCCUCCCGAACCAGUUAUUUUACAAAAUAUCGUUAGCUGAGUAAAAUUAUACUUGAAGCUAGAAAAUAGAAACCGACUAUGAAAACAAAAACAACAGCAACUAUUACGUGUGCACAAUAAUGUAAUUUACCAGUGUGAAAUUAUAUAGUUCAAUAAGUGCGUACCCAUAAGUGUUCAAAAAUUUUAAAUUAUAAGAAUUCUAAAUUUUGUGAUAAGAAAAUGUCUUUUUAAGACUGAAUCGAUUUUGAUUAACAAUUAUUUUUUUGAGAAAAAAAAUUGAUCUUCAUAUUUUUCGGUAUUGUUUUUUUGUUAAACAUUUAUUGUUAUUUUUAUCAACAAUAAUUAACAUUCUUCAUUUAGCUUUAAUAAUAUCAAUAUUUCUACUAACUUUAAAUCUGUGCAAUGAAUUUUAAUUUAUUUCAAAAUUAUUUCGGAUUGAAAGAUUUCUAAAUUUUAAUUGACAUACUUAAUUUUCAUUCAACUAUCUUUGUUGAAAAUUUGAACAAAAUCAUACUACAGCUAAUUGCCAAUUAUUCAAACCAAGAGUAUUUGCUCAGCUAUAUAUUAUUAAUUAAAAAAAGUAUUAUUUUUUUUUUUAAGUUUAAAGUAUUUUAGACAUUUUUAAUUAUUACUGUUAUCGGGCAUUAAAACUGCCCAUUGCAUAUGUCUUUCAUAAAUUAAAUGUUAAGUAUUAUUUAAUGUUUUUUUUUAUACAAUAUAUAAAAUAUGUGAAAAAGUGAUAUUGUCGCAUUUAGUAAAUAUUUAAAACAAAUAUUUAGUUAAAAAUUUUUUUUCUAUUUAUAUCAUUUUUAGCAUUUUGUUGCUUUUGAGUUUAGCACAUUUAUUAUAAUUCUUAUUUUUAGUUAUAUUAUUACAUGUUAUACUGCCUAUAGUAUUUUUCAUACUUCUUUUUGUUAUUAUAAUUUUUUUAAUUGGAGGACAUUAUAUUUAUUAUUUCUUGUGUACUAUUGUUGCAUUAUUUUGAUGAUAUGCAAUUUAAGUAUUUGACUACUCAAAAUAAAAAUUGUAAAUCUGAUUUUUUUUUUUAAUUUAUACAUAAAUAUAUACAUAUAAAUUUGAUCUUGGGAACUGAAUAAUGUUGUACUUGAUUUAUAAUUAAACUAGUACUUCAUUUUGUGAUUUAUUGAUCUCUCCCAUCUAGUUCAAAUAUAUAAUUAUAUAUUUUUUUUUAUUAUUAUUAUUAUUAUUCAUUAUAUAACUAAUCAUAAGCAAUUAAAAGACAAAUCAUAAAUUUGUCAUUAAAUUAAAUUUAAAUUCAUACUACAACAAACCCUUUUCAUUUUAAUUUAAAAUUCACAAACAUGUAUUUUCAUUUAUUCUAAGUUUGCGUAUUAUAUUAAUAAUCUAUUUUAUAUAUUUAUACAUACAUGGUCUAUAUCAUAAUGUCUUUUGUUAUGUGUAUUCAUGUGUUCUAGGGAUGUCUAAUUUUGUAGACAUUUUUUAGCUAAAAGAUAGUUAUAAAGACUCAAUUUAAAUUAUUUUUUUAUACUAUGUAUUUUAUAUUGUAUAUAAUAAGAGAAAUAUAAUAAUUUUUAUUUUUUCACCAGUUAUUGACAUGAUCAAGUAUUCAAGUAUGUUAUCAAUAAUAUAUACUGUGCUUGGGUAAAGUUUUUAGUAUUCUAUUUUUAUUCCAUGAUAUUGAAAAUUUGUAUUGUAUUGCCAUAAUUCAAAAUUAUGGUUUUAAAGUAUGUGUUCGUUUUUGAUAUUACAUUAAUGCAUUUCUUAUUUGAUUCACAUGAUUAUAUAAUGUAUUACAUUAAAUAAAUUGUAAAAAUUAUUUUUUGUACUUUAGUUUUUUAAUCUUGCAAUAUGAGUACAAUAGUUUUUUGUAUAUAAGUAAAAUUAGUUAGUGUGGUUUUUUUAAUUUCAAAAUGUUUGUAUUAAAAAUGAACUUGACAUUUUUUACUUUGUUACAUUAAAUGAUUUAUAUAAUUAUAAACAAUGUAAUAGCUUUUGGCGUUAUUGCCUUUUCUCUGGUGUGUAUUACAAUUGGGUCUAUGUUAGUGUUAAAUUCUUAGUAAAUACUUGUUUGAUUUUUCUUUUUGGAUGUCACUAUAUUAGAGUAUUUUUAGUAUUUCAACCCGUUCACUGUGUCUGACAUCAUUUUGAGUAUAAUUAAUUAUAUUUCUUUAAUGAGCUAAGCUGCUUUUCUACUUGAUUUACAGCUAAUGAUAUCAAAGCACAUUAAAAGCUUAAAAGUGUUUUUUUAA